AUGGUGUCGGACUCGGAGCUCGUGCGGCGGCUGCAGGAGUUCUUGAGGGGGUCUGACCUCACGACGACGACCACAGCGGCCGUGCGGCGGCAGCUGGAGGCGGACUUCGGCGUGGACCUGUCGGGGAAGAAAGCGUUCAUCCGGGAGCAGGUCGAUCUCUUUCUCCAGACCCAGUUCGAGGAGGACGGCAAGGGGGACGAGGACGGGGAGAAUGCUGGCCCGAAGGAGGUAGACGAGGAGGAAGGAGGAGAGGAGGGCGGAGAAGGCGACGGGGAGCGGGAGGAAGAUGACCAGGAAGAAGAAGAGGACGACGACGAGGGGGCCAGCAAUGGCAGCAGCAAGGGAAAGAAAACGUGAGUCGCGCUUUCCUCUCUCUCGCUUCCUUCCCUUCGUCUUGCUUCUAUUUCGAGAUUCCCCGUCCUUCUAUGACGAAUUUUGUCUCUGAUUCUGUGAAAAAAAUGACUUGGUCUGUCCGUUGACCCCCCUAGGAGAGGGCAGAACGAAAUCUAGACUCAGAUUCCUACCAUUUUUCGUGGUGGGCUGUGCAGAACCAAUUUCUUUCUGUCCACGAAGAUUAGUGGUGGGGAUUCAUUAUGGCGUAUUGAAAUUUUUCACGGGAUUUCCCUGGGUCUCUUGCAUCGGAUUGGAUUGGCGGCGGUUUCUUCUAGCAAACUGAAACUCUUAGUUUAUGUCGUCGUAAUCACGUAUCUACACUGUACACGAGUGGGGGAUGGUAGCCCUGGCAACAUGUAGGUACAGAAAUCAAGAGUUUUUUCUCAAGUUAUCUUUAGCGAUAAAUUAAUUUAUAUCGGAAAAUAUCCACGAACCAUUUUUUUUCCCGCUGCCCAGUUACUUAAAAUAACGAUUCGACGAUUUUGGAUCAUGCCCUUGUUCAUGAAUUAAAAUCAGGGAUGGAUUGCAUCAGCACUACAGUUGAAUCCUCAACAUGGUCUGCCUGACGCUGGCCGAUCCUUUCUGGUUCACCGGUGCUGGCUGAUUCAUGUGAGAGAGUUGGAUUUGAUUCGGGAUUAAGGAAUGAGAAUCAGGGCCAGCACAAGGUUUUCUCAGGUUGUGUGGUUGGUUCUGGCUGGUUUCAGAGGAAGGGAACGAGGAAGAAGGAGAGAAAUUCAUAUGGUGCUCACCAUCAGUGAGCAGAUCACCAUCAUAGCCAAUUCUAUUUGUCUAUUUUAUUUUAUUUUUUGAUGAAUAAAAUGCAAUACAUGGUCAUCUCCUGUAACUGCAAUAUAUAGUCCUUCUAAAACUUCGGUCCCAGAAUUUGCAAAGUCAUCUCUGCCUUAAUAGACCUGGAAGUAAUAAAUUACGAGAUGGCAUUUGAGGUUCGUUCCUCUUCUUCUUUGCGCCCAAAAAAAAACACCAGAAUGAGAUCAAUCUUAGUUAAUUCCUGUUAGUUUCUGAUCCAAAUAGCCGUUACAUUCUUUCGUUUUUCAUUCCAAUUUUGACUUUGUUUAGAUGCAUGAAAAAUAAUCCGAGAACCCCAUGAACAGCUUAAUCAGUUUUUGUUAUAUUUUAAAUCUUCCCCACAAGUGUAGAAUCCAAAGAUUCAUUCUUUGCUAAGAAUUACUCUGAGGUUUAACCAUGAGAAUCUCUGGUUGGCUUGUGGACCGAGAAUUCCAGUUAUCUGUGACUAGUUUCACAUCGAGUGGUCAGCAAACAUACACGAACACACAAGGAUGUCAAAAUAGAAAGAUUUGUGCCUGGGGUUUUGCUUCCACUUUCAAAGAUUGUAUGCGUGCAUACUUCUAAUCUAUUGAAAUCUAGUUCCAUAGAUAUUUGGAUAAAUGAAAAAGAAUUAUGAGGAACAUGUCCCACGUUGCAAACUCCUUUAGAGACCUAGUAAGCCUUUGUGAGUUGGAAAUCAUAUGAGUGACGGGAGGAUGGGCAUUCAUCGUUGUAUUUUCUUUUUCUAGUAGCAUUCUCAUUUGCUCUGUCAUCAUGUUCCCGCUUGGGAUUCGCCCAUGUGACGAUGUUACUUUGUGAUGUAGAUCCACAAAAGGCACCAAGGAGGUUAAAAGAAGGGGUGGCGGAUUCACAAAGUUGUGUAGUCUCUCUCCACAACUUCAGACGUUUGUUGGUGCAUCCGAAUUAGCCAGAACCGAGGUGUGCAUGUUCUCAUCGUUGAUCUUAAGUCCAACCAUGCAUGAGAAAGGUUUCGAAAAAUUGGGAUUGGAUAUCUCAAACUUCAAGCCAAGUUGAUAAAGUUUGCUCGAUUGAUCAGUCUAAUUUUCCUUUGAAAAUUGUCUAUAUUUGCUUAUUUUGGAGUAUAAAUUGGAGUUGAUGGUAGCAGCCUGAUUCACAUAUCCCUAGACCCAUGUACAUGAGGACUACUGUUUCCCAAAUUAUUUUACUACUAUUGAUUGUACUUCAUCAGGUUGUGAAGCAGCUAUGGGCUUAUAUCCGCAAGCACGAUCUACAAGAGCCAACAAAUAAGAGAAAGAUAGUAUGUGAUGCGAGACUGCAGGAACUAUUUAAUGUCAAAAUCAUCGACAUGUUUCAGAUGAACAAGGCUUUGUCAAAGCAUAUAUGGCCCUUGGCUUCGGACGGUGGUAUUUCUUUUCAACUAUCUAGCUCGUUAAUUUCUCUUAUUCUUUUUAUCUGCAAGAAACCCACGUGUUGGAAAUCUUUGGUUCUCAAACACACAGAUUUUUCGACUGUAUCAUGUAAAUCUCACACCAUCAGAUUGAAUGUCAAAACUUCUCCUUGGUAUUCGUCGCAUCUGUACACCAUUUACUAUGGAGGUUAAGCUUCUAUGGGUCGUUGGAUGCUCUGGUGAGCAUCUUGUCACUGAUCAAAGUUGCAGUGUGAGCUUCUACGUGGGCCAUGUCCUGUAUUGCUUGAUGGAUAACAUCAGAAUUAGUGUGAACGAUUGCAUUUCAAUGUCCUCAAGGUCAUUCUAACUUUAUUCCUUUGCAUUUCUCCACUGUGGUUCUUCCGGGAUCACUUGAGUUUCCUGAUUUUCAUCCAAUUUCAAUUUUGCUGUUUUGAGAGUAGAGAGGCUAGCUGAAUUUAGCUGAAUGGCGAAGGGGAGUAAGAAUACUACCUUGCUCUUGAACCAGCUCAACUCUCCUUAUUUCUCAGCUUCUUCUCAUUUCUUGUGAAAACCACAGCCAUCUCUCUCUCUAUGGGGCCUGUGCAAUAAAACGUUAUUUUUUUGACAUCUGACUAUACCCACCUGUACACUGUAGCCUACAGCCUUUAUCCUUCGUCAUUUGCCUUCCAGGGAUUUUUAUUUUUUUUUCUGAAUUUAUUGUCACUCCUUAAAAGGAGUGUAUUAUUGGGGAUAUUCUCAAGAUUUGAGUCUUCUAUGUAUGAUCACUGAUGGUGUGGGCCUGGUAUUUCAUGCAUGAAUUGAUGUAUCUUCAUCUUUAGAUCUUCUGGCAUGUCACUUGAAGAAUUACUAUGUGCCCUCCUGUUGUUGAAAAAGACUAGGAGGAAGAUUAAUUACCAUCUAUCUUAUGUUCCAUAAUUGGGGAUAUAAAUGAUGGAACUUUUUUAUUAAAAAUAAAGAAGAAGAAAUGUAUGAGUUAUGAUCAUUAUGAUCAUCUUCUGGGCAUCCAGCUGCUGAUUGGAAACAAUGUUAACAGGAGAAUAACUUGAACCGUGCUCUCUGAGCAGUGUGAAGAAUAGGAAAUGCAUGUUCUUCUGAUUUAUUCCUUUAAUUCAUCAUCUUUCUGUGUCGAUCAGAAGAGGGAAUUUGGGUAUUUUUUCUACCUUGUCAUUGUAUUAGUAAUGCUCCUCUUCUAGUUUAUUCAAAAAAAAAAAAAAAAAUGUGCUGUUGUAACAUGAAAUUUGGUAAGAUAAACAAUCUUUAAAAAAAAUGAUCGAUAAUAAUCGAUAAAAAAAAAUUAUGUACUUUGCCAGAUUCCAUGUUUCGAGCAUUUAUCUGGUUCUUUUAGUCAUUUCUAUGGCUCCAUUUACAUACUCUAAAUUAGUCCAUUUCACAACACAGCAGCUCCAAGGGAGCCAAGUGAAAAGGAGAAGCGUCUAAGAAAGGAGAAAGAAGGUGAGAAGGAUGCAAUCAUUAUUAUUAUUAUUAUUAUUAUUAUUAUUAUUAUUAUUAUUAUUAUUAUUAUUAUUAUUAUUAUUAUUAUUAUUAUUAUUAUUAUUAUUAUUAUUAUUAAUUUUUCUGAUGUUCAGAUGAGGUACGCCCAAAGGACAAGCGGCGUAAGUCGGGAAAUUCAGGAUUCCUUGCUCCUCUGCCGCUGUCAGAGGCUCUCAUGAGCUUCUUUGGGACCGGAGAGAGCGCCAUGUCCCGGGCUGAUGUGGUCAAAAGGAUGUGGCAGUACAUAAAGAAGAACGACCUGCAGGUACCUGGACUCACCAUCGUUGACUUUUGCAUGCAUCCGUACAGUUGUCGGACCAAUGAAUCUCUCAUGUUUAUGCGACCGUUGGGCUGGGCUUAUAGCUGUACUUCUCUUAUCAAGCACUUUGCAUCCGCCUUAGCUCCUCCGUGAGAUCGUUGACCUGGAUGUUAUGCUAAGCAUGGUGAUUGGAGUAAUUAGGCUGCAGCUAAGGCCAGGAGUUUUUUAAAAAAUAUAUAUAUAAUAUUUAUAUGUAUGAAGAAAGCAUACUUUAGUGAACGAUUUUCGUGAGCCUUGUUCUAAUUUCAUUUAUAUUUUUUUCAUUCAGAUAUUAUGCUUGCUAGAGUAGUAUUUUAUGCUUGUUUGAUCCAUCGGAUUCAGAAAGUCGGGCAGAAAAGUCAAUCUGCCCGCUCAAGUAAGAACAGGCCGAAGAACAGCUGAGAAAAACGCAGCCGAUCCACUGAAUCACUGCUGAUGAUUGCCGCUGUCCAUCUCUGGGUUCAUGAAAUUGACCAGGGAAAUCUGUCUGACCCAGCUGAAACCAGCUUGACCCGCGGUCGUUGGGAGCUCAUCAGAGAAUCUGAGGUUUUUGUUCUUGUGUUUUCUUGAAGGAUCCGACCGACAAGAGGCGGAUCAUCUGCGACGAGAAGCUCAAGAAGCUCUUCGAGGUGGACUCCUUCAACGGAUUCACCGUCCCGAAGUUGCUGACCCCUCACUUCAUCAAGGCGGAGCAGUAG
Spirodela intermedia is the source of this 5056-nucleotide messenger RNA. Lineage: Eukaryota; Viridiplantae; Streptophyta; Magnoliopsida; Alismatales; Araceae. The record is from the annotation of a GenBank genome assembly.